Molecule: messenger RNA, 3281 nt
Organism: Dendronephthya gigantea
Lineage: Eukaryota; Metazoa; Cnidaria; Anthozoa; Malacalcyonacea; Nephtheidae
Product: ubiquitin carboxyl-terminal hydrolase 15-like
Exons: 25
Coding region: 79-2865 (928 amino acids)
Biological process (GO): protein deubiquitination
Molecular function (GO): cysteine-type deubiquitinase activity
Source: RefSeq, a predicted model, not a curated record
GAAUUUUCAGACAGGAAGAUGCAUCAGACAGAAUGAAACUAAAGGUUUUGGAAUUUUAUAACAACAGAAAAAGAUAUAAUGGCUGUUGGAGAUGGUGGAAAAGCCAAAAGUGAACAUCAAAUUGAAAACGAAGAAAAUGCUGGGGUGGUAAGCCCUGAAGAACAGAGGAACUGCCUAAAAACCUUGCUGCAGACGCAAUUGAGCAAAGGGGAAACUUGGUAUCUUGUUGAUUCCAAGUGGUUUAAACAAUGGAAAAAGUAUGUUGGAUAUGACAGUUGGGAUGUUGACAAAGCAGGCACAAAGACUAUGUAUCCAGGACCUAUUGACAAUUCUGGUCUUUUUGCAGAUGAUAAUUGUGAGAAGUUAAAAACCCAUCUAAUUGAUGAACUUGACUACGUCCUUCUGCCUGUUGAAGCAUGGGAAAAGCUAGCAGCUUGGUAUGGUCUUAGCGAUGGACAGAGUGCUAUUGCAAGACAAGUUGUGGAACAUGGAAUGUUUGUAAAACAUUGUAAAGUGGAGGUGUACUUGGUUGAGCUGAAACUUUGUCAUAACAGUGAUAUGGAGACAUGUCAAAUAAGACCAUUUAGUAGAGCAGAUAAUAUAGGCCAUGUUGAAAGUGUCAUGAAGAAUAUAUUUGAGGUGGCAGAUGAAAAGGAGACUAGAAUAUGGAACAAAUAUAUGAGCAAUACUUAUGAGUUACUAAGUAAAAAAGAACAAACAAUUCAAGACUGUGGUUUAUAUAAUGGGCAGGUUGUUGUUCUUGAAGUAAAAAAGGAUGAUGGUUCUUGGACUCGAGAGGUCCCAAAAAGUUUGACAUUUGCUUCAUCGCCGCUAUCAACAUCGCCUAUCGAUUCAUCCUUCCCGGAUAACAGUCCAUAUUCAAGCCACUCGAGCACCAGCGGAUAUUCAAGUUACUACAACGAAUACAACGCGCGGGAGUCUCCUAGUCAUCCUGGUCUUUGUGGCCUCACAAAUCUUGGCAACACUUGUUUCAUGAACUCAGCUGUCCAAUGCUUGAGCAACUGUGUAACACUCACCAAGUACUUCGUCAACGACUUUUACAAGAACGAACUGAACAAGGAAAAUCCCCUGGGCAUGCGCGGUGAGAUUGCGAAUGCGUACGCUGGACUCAUGCAUCAAAUGUGGUCGGGAAAGUAUAGUGUAAUAUCCCCGAGGCAAUUCAAGACAGCCGUAGGUAGAUUCGCCCCACAGUUUUCUGGUUACCAACAGCAAGAUUCACAGGAGCUCAUGGCGUUUCUGCUCGAUGGUUUGCACGAGGACUUGAACCGGAUCAAGAAGAAACCAUAUAUUGAGUUGAAGGACUCAGAUGGCAGACCUGAUCACCUUGUUGCUCAAGAACUAUGGCAGGCGCAUCGACAAAGAAAUGAUUCCAUCAUUGUCGAUUUUUUUCAUGGUCAAUUUAAAUCCACUUUGAUAUGUCCAGUCUGUGAAAAGGUUUCCAUUACAUUUGAUCCAUUCUGUUAUCUCAGUCUUCCUUUACCGGUCAAAAAGGAACGCAAUAUUGACGUGUUUCUUAUUCCUGACGAUCCAAUGAUACUCCCUAAGCAGUAUAAGCUGACCGUACCAAAGAGAGGAACAGUGAGAGAUUUAGUUAAAGCAAUGUCAAACGAAACUGGAAUUCCGCAAGAAAAGAUGAUCGUUGCCGAUGUUUAUAAUCACAGGUUUCACAAGAUAUUUUCACUGACAGACGGUCUGACCAAUAUUCUUGACAGGGAUGAUAUAUUUAUAUAUGAAGUUCCAGAAAAACACAGUGAAGACGUGAUCAAUGUACCUGUAUAUUUACGUGAGAAAAAGUAUAGCGCCUUUUCCUCUUCCUCGAAUAUGUUUGGUAGUCCGUUGUUUGUAAAGAUCACCCCAGAUUCAACUACGUAUCAAGAAUUGUAUGAUGCUAUACUCUAUAAAACGAGACGAUUCGUAAAAGUAUUUGAAGAGAAUGGAGAUUCUCAAGCAAAAGGCGUUACGAAAUCAGAUGAUGAAGUGGAGAACAACGAAACAGAAGAAGAGAAGAUCGAGGAUAGCAAUGAAAAAUCUCUGGAUGAGAACAACAAAGGCGAAUCAAGUGAGAAGACGGUACCAACAUUAUUUACAAUGUGUACGGUGAAUAGUUAUGGAAGCGCUGAUAUCGAAACUCUCAAGGAUGAUGGAAAGCCUCUCAGAAUUUCAGCACGAAGUUACGUCGCUGUUGACUGGUAUCCGAAAAUGAAAGCGAAAUAUUACGAUCAGUCAAAAGCCGAGGAAGUGACACAUCAUGAGAGCGUUGAUCGCAAGUUUACCGAGAGGAAAACGAUCACAUUAGAUGAUUGCAUUAAUCUCUUCUUAAAUAAAGAAAAACUUAGUGCUGAUGAUCCCUGGUAUUGCCCCACUUGUAAGGAGCACCAGCAAGCCACGAAGAAAUUUGAUUUGUGGUCCCUACCAAAGAUUUUAAUCAUUCAUCUUAAAAGAUUCUCUUACAACAGGUUUUGGAGAGAUAAAUUGGACAUCAAAGUUGACUUUCCUUUGACUAAUUUGGACAUGUCAAAAUAUGUGAUCAAUAGUGAACAUCCUCCCGCAAUUUAUGACUUACACGCAGUCUCGAAUCAUUUUGGAGGUCUUGGUGGAGGACAUUACACGGCAUUUGGAAAGAACCCAAACAAGAACGAUUGGUAUAAUUUCGAUGACAGUAGCGUAUCAUCUAUGCAUGAAGACAGAGUUGUUUCAUCGUCUGCUUACCUGCUGUGUUACACCAGACGAGGUGACAAUGGAAGACAAGAUGAUAUAAACGAUGAACAAAGAAUGGAAUACGAUGACGAAUCACCUUCUUCCUCGACAUAUGAACCAACAGACUCGGUGAACGAUAUGGUGUGAUUCAUCCAAAAGUAGUAAUUUUCCCAAAUUGUACUCCAAAUUGCGUCCCAGACACGUAUGAUGAAGUAAAUUUAGAUUUUAUAUCUGGAUAUUAUGCAUUAUUUUAGUUUGUUGAGUGCUUAUGUUAAUAUGAAAAAGAACUGGCGGCAAUGUUAUAAAUGCAUGCAUGCGGAUUGCUAUUACUAAUGUACCGAAGGAUAUAUUACUGAUAUUCGACUGAUAACCUUUUUUUAAAAUACAUUUCAUGGUUUUAUAUUUAAAAAGGAAUUAGUGACAUGUCCUUCACGUGUUCUUUGGUAAUGUCAGGUUUAGUAUUGAAUGGCUGCAUUCCUGGUUAGGGUUUAUAGUUAUAUAUAUAAGUAGGCGUAGCCAGCCUGACGAUUUUGUCCCGCUAUGUAAUCUUCGAGUUAUUUUAA